AUGCUAGUAUUAGCGGAUAUCCUCGAAAUCGGCGUGUUAUGUUUGGUACCGGCCUACAACACAUACAAGCAGCUUAAAGCUACCGCCAAAAACCAAGGCAAUUUAGAGAAAAACCAACAGAUAUUCCAGUACUGGAUCGCGUACAUAACGUUCCGGGGGAUCGACGUCGCGGGCAGGUCCUUAAUGCCCAAUUACAAUGUCGUCAAAAUCCCGGUCGUGCUAUGGCUGGGCUUCAGCGGCGGCAUGGACUUUUGUUACCAGUGGAUGGCCAGAACAAUUUUAAUCAAUGUCGAACCUACCAUCGACCGGUGGUUCAACCGUAACAGCAUUCUGCACGGUCCUGGCAAUUUGCUCGGUUCAGACCCUUCGCUGAACAUCCCCCGAUCACCGUUCAACGUUGGACCAAAUAAUCCACGAAAUUGA
Molecule: messenger RNA, 423 nt
Organism: Cinara cedri
Lineage: Eukaryota; Metazoa; Arthropoda; Insecta; Hemiptera; Aphididae
Source: the annotation of a GenBank genome assembly